Molecule: messenger RNA, 2446 nt
Organism: Theobroma umbraticum
Lineage: Eukaryota; Viridiplantae; Streptophyta; Magnoliopsida; Malvales; Malvaceae
Product: berberine bridge enzyme-like 8
Molecular function (GO): oxidoreductase activity; FAD binding
Source: RefSeq, a predicted model, not a curated record
GUUACAACUUCAAUCUCAAUCAUUUUCUAAAAGUCAACAGCAACAGAUGGAUGGUUGAGCUCUUUUUUGGGAGGUCAAUUCUGCCUGUUACCAUUUGCCCAAUUUGAAGUAGUUUUUUUGGGUCUUUGGUGGUCUAAUUGGUACAGCGAAGUCCAGUUGAGCUAAGCUCAUGGGACAGUUUUACUUUUGUUAUUAGUAGUAACUUUCAGUCCCGAGAAUAUGCUGGAGACAGAUAUUUUAAACCGACACUAAUUGUUGUUCCCCACUGGAUUUGACUUUUGCAGAAGCUUCUCUUUUAGAUAAUCUUAGCUGGAUGCGUUGCAUCAAGUACAAGAAUUAAGUUUCAGGUUAUUGCGUGCCCUUGCUUCUAAUCCUUAGAUUAGACAAGAAGAAUCUGUAACUAAACUUGUAAUUCUUAAUUUGGGGAAGAGCCAGCCACAUCUCGCAUGUACUAUAAUGAGGAAUCCUGUCUCAAUUCUAUCAGUUGUCGUCUUUCUGCUCUGCAAUUCAAUGGCAAAUUCAGAUGUACUCGAAGAAAGCAGCAUUCUUCAGUGCCUUUCCAAUCAUUCUGUCACCUCCCCACCAAUCUCUUCAGUCACCUACUUCCCCACCAAUCCUUCCUACACCUCCAUUCUACAAUCAUACAUCAGAAAUCUUAGAUUCACAUCUGACACAACCCCAAAGCCUCUAUUCAUUGUGGUUCCGUCCCAUGUCUCUCACAUCCAAGCGUCAAUCAUUUGCUGCAAAAUCCAUGGCUGGGAAAUGAGAAUCCGUAGCGGGGGUCAUGAUUAUGAUGGCCUUUCUUAUGUGUCGGCAGCUCCAUUUAUGAUCCUUGACACCUUCAAUCUUCGAUUUAUAAGCGUCGACAUGGAGGAUGAAAGUGCUUGGGUUCAGUCGGGUGCCACACUGGGUGAACUUUUCUAUCGAAUUGCAGAAAAGAGUAAGACCCAUGGCUUCCCAGCUGGAGUUUGUCCCACAGUAGGUGUCGGUGGCCAUUUCAGUGGAGGUGGGUAUGGUAACAUGAUGAGAAAACAUGGAUUGUCUACUGAUAAUAUUGUCGAUGCACAGCUAGUGGAUGCUAAUGGCAGAAUUUUGGAUAGAGAAUCAAUGGGAGAGGAUCUAUUUUGGGCCAUCAGAGGAGGUGGUGGAGCUAGCUUUGGAGUCAUUCUUUCAUGGAAAAUCAAGUUAGUUUCUGUCCCAGAAAUUGUUACUGUUUUUAGAAUAGAAAAGACAUUAGAACAAGGUGCAACAGAUAUUGUUCAUAAAUGGCAAUAUAUUGCUGAUAAAAUAGAUGAAAAUCUGUUCAUUAGAGUGGUUCUGCUACCAGUGACUAAAACGCAUUUACCGUCCAUCAAAGCUAAAUUCAUCGCAUUGUUUCUUGGAAAUGCGGAAAAACUUAUUUCCCUAAUGAAUGGAACAUUUCCUGAACUGGGUUUAUCGCCUAUGAAUUGUAGUGAAAUGAGCUGGAUUGAGUCUGUCCUGUUUUGGUCUAAUUAUCCAAAAGGAACAUCCUUGGAGGUUUUGCUUAAUCGGCAACCUCAACCAGAGAAGUACUUGAAAAAGAAAUCAGACUAUGUGCAGGAACCGAUUUCCAAGAAGGAUCUUGAAGGGAUUUGGAAGAAAAUGAUUGAACUGCGAAGACCAGCAUUAACAUUAAAUCCUUAUGGUGGGAAAAUGAGUGAGAUUUCAGAGUCUGAAACUCCAUUUCCUCACAGAGUAGGGAACAUAUACAAAAUCCAAUACUCAGUGACUUGGAAAGAGGAUGGCCCUGAGGCUGCAGAUCGCAGUUUGGAUCAGAUUGCAAGGAUUUAUGAUUAUAUGACACCUUAUGUAUCAAAAUCUCCUAGAAGUUCAUAUCUCAACUACAGAGAUGUGGACAUAGGGAUCAAUGAAAUUGGCAAUGCAAGCUACUCAGAGGCUAAGGUAUGGGCAAGUAAGUAUUUCAAGGGAAAUUUUGACAGAUUGGUACAAGUAAAAAGUAUGGUAGAUCCAGGCAACUUUUUCAGAUAUGAACAAAGCAUUCCAUCUCUUACAUUCUGGAAGAGUACAAUGGCAGAAUAGAAGUUAGUUCAUGUACCUUGUGUAUUUCCUUGAGGCUAUGCUAGUUCCCUGAACAUACAGACAAUGACAACAAAUCUUCACUCAUAAAUCAGAAUAUUUACACCUAAUGCUCAUCCCUGUUGAAAAGAAAACCAAGUACUUGUUUAUUUGUUUACCAUUUUAUUUGUUAUAGAAUUAACUUAGAAACUAUUUGUUGCGAACUAAAAGUUGAGCAAUAUUGUAUAAUGUUCAUCCCUGUUACAGAAUUAGAUUCCAGAGAGAAUAUAAUGAAGAAAGGGAGAGUUUCUGCAAUCUAAAGAGCACACACACUGCACUUAAAAAUGCAGAGAAAAUGUGAUGAAAGGGAGAAAGUUUUCUGCAGAAUGAAGAAUAGUUUUGCUUUAAA